This is a messenger RNA of Drosophila erecta, 695 nucleotides long. RefSeq lists its product as uncharacterized. The record is from RefSeq and is a predicted model, not a curated record. The transcript is spliced from 2 exons. The coding region runs from base 1 to 555 and encodes 184 amino acids. Lineage: Eukaryota; Metazoa; Arthropoda; Insecta; Diptera; Drosophilidae.
AUGAAAUGGGUUGUGAUAAUAGUACUCCUCCAACUGCUGCAAAAAAUAAAGGGCGAGCAAUCCUAUGAGGUUACCAAUGAAAGGCUGGAGCCCUUCGAGGGCGAUUCCCAAACUUUAGUGAUCUUCGAUAGCCUGAAAACUAUUGGCCGGGAGAGAGCUCUAAACGGAUCCUUCAAAUUCAUCGGCGAGAUGAACAAUGAUGACUUCAAGGUGUCCGUGGAACUCUAUUCGAGUCCCAAUGGCGAUGGGGAGUUCAAGAGAAUGGUCAUGGAUGUGCCGCAAACUAGCAUAUGCGAUUGCUUCAAGAAGUUUUAUGUCCAGUUUGUGCAGCCCUCUCUGAAGUCCGGAGAAACCACCAAUUUCCCCGUUGUCGACGACGAUUUCUGUCCAGUUCCCGAAGGCGAGUUCUACAUUAAAAACGUUCUCCUGAACACGCAGGAUUGGCCCUCGCAGGUUCCUCGAGGAAUUGUCAAGGCCAUCAUUACUUUCUUCAGUGGUGGCGAAAACGUUGGAGGCCUAAUAGUGGAGGUCAAAAUUGAGGAUCGACAAAGUUAGAGUGGCUUAAACUACUACCAAAUCAUGUAGUAAAUCAAGUUCUCUGAGCAUCGUCACAACGAAAACUCUUUGAUAUUAAAGAAAGUUUUGUUUGUAGUUUAGGUGACUUACACAAUUCUAAAAAUAAAUGUCUUUGAACG